GUGAGGGUAGAUUGUGUUUGGAGGCGAGAUGCAACUCAGUGUGUGUGACUGCAGCCUGGAUAACACACUGAACUCACAUUUGUAACUUUUUCUCUAUAAUAUUUAAUUCAUAAAUCCUCCAUCAUGGACCUGGACCCGGCCGUCCUCAUCCCCGCGCUCCUUUUCACUGCAGUCGCCAUUUAUUUCGCUUCAUCGUAUCUGAACAAGAAGCCCGACGCCUCCGCAGCCGCUAAGAAGAAGCCAAAAGUCAGCUACGGAGACGACAUCCCUCCGUCCAGAGCCCUGGGAAAACCGACCAUAGCCGAGCCUGCUCCAGUCAAAGUGAAGCCUGCUCCAGUACCAGAACCAGAACCAGUUAAAGUAGAGCCUGUCCCUGAACCAGUUAAAGUACCAGAGCCUGUCCCUGAACCAGAGAUUGUACCAGAACCAGUUGCAGCACAAGUAGCUGCAGCACCAGAACCAGAACCAGAACCAGUGUGGGAACCCGAACCUGUCCCCGAACCAGAACCAGUAUUGGAACCCGAACCUGUCCCAGAACCUGAACCAGUAUAUGAACCAGAACCUGUCCCAGAACCUGAACCAGUAUAUGAACCAGAACCUGUCCCAGAGCCAGCUGUGCUUCCAGAACCCGUGGCCGAGCCCGAGCCUGAACCUGAGGUGGUCCAGGAGCCUGAACCUGAACCCAUCGUAGAGAUAACACCAGAACCAGAACCAGAACCCGAGAUUGUCCCGACCAAUGAUGUGGCUGCAGCUGAAGACAUGGUGAUGUUCACUCCAGGAAAGAAACAGAGCAAGUUUGAGACGAUGAUGACCAAGGAGGAGAUCGAGGAGGAGCAGAGGGUGCAACAGGAGCAGCUGGCGGCCAUCUUCCUUCUGCUGAGGGAGAACCAGGAGUCGCUGGGGGAGGUGACGGAGGGAGAGAUGGAGGAGCAGCUCAAGCUCUACUCCCUCUGAGACUUCACAAAAUAUACUGUAGAUUUAUAUUUCAAACAUGAACAUUAGCGUUUUUUCUUUUUAGUUGAAGUAGUACUUCAUUUACCGUGAAAAACUUUGGAAUGUACAACAUUUAACUAAAUAUUUUGUAUUUUUUGUUAAAGGAUUUUUUCAUCGGAUAUUUCAAUUCUUUUUUCAAAGUGAUCUUAAAAUAUUAAGACUAAAGCCUUUGUUUGUCUUUCAGAUUUUUCGAGGGAUUUAAAAUUAAAAUAUUCAAAUUUUUUCACAAAAAUAUUUGACUUUAAUUUAUUUGAACAAAACAUGGUUCCUAAUGGGCCACCUUAGUUUUUUUUUACCGAACAUGUGUAAUAUAGCAAAUGUAAGUGCUGCAUUUAUGGUAAUGCAGUGUUUUCUACGGCAUAAUCUUAAUCCAACAUGUUUUGAAACAUUCUGAUAUUGUUCUCAAAAAAUGCUAUUCUUGGAAAACCAUUACCAUCAACAUGUUUAUUUAUAUAUAAAGCAUAAUUGUACUCUCAAAAUUAUUUAGUAAGAGUUAUCUUUUAAAAUAUAAUCAAAAUCUUGAAAAAUAAAUGUAUUUUAAAGUUUUCUGGAAUUUAUUCCCCCAACAUUAAUUUUUUCCUGCUUAAUUUUCUUUUGUCAUGAAUGAAUUAUUAUACAUUAAGUAUUUUUUCUUAAAAUCGUAUAAUACUAUUCUAAAAACACACCCUAACUUAAAAGCUGUAUGAGGUUUUUUUUAGAUAUUAAGACUUAUAAAAUGUAUAUUUUUAUUUUAGAAAUAUUACACAUUUUUAUUUUAAGACAUUAAGUAUUGUGGUAUUUAUUAUUAGUUCUGUCAGCUGUUAUUUCUGUUUACAUCAACAUAUCAGCACAGCCAUGCUAGCAGUUUCCAUCUGUUUCCAGUCUUUAUGCUAAGCUCAGCUAACCAUCUGUAAACCUGUGUGUGUGUGUGUGUGUGUGUGUGUGUGUGUGUGUGUGUGUGUGUGUGUGU
Molecule: messenger RNA, 1942 nt
Organism: Eleginops maclovinus (Patagonian blennie)
Lineage: Eukaryota; Metazoa; Chordata; Actinopteri; Perciformes; Eleginopidae
Product: FILIA-N KH-like domain-containing protein
Exons: 4
Coding region: 124-954 (276 amino acids)
Source: RefSeq, a predicted model, not a curated record